Dibothriocephalus latus is the source of this 324-nucleotide messenger RNA. NCBI's taxonomy places the organism in Eukaryota, Metazoa, Platyhelminthes, Cestoda, Diphyllobothriidea, Diphyllobothriidae. The record is from the annotation of a GenBank genome assembly.
AUGUAUAUCGUGGUUGUAUUAGUCAACGAAAAUUCUGUUGAUGUUGUUGGGGAGAAGUGGUUCCACGAACAUGACAAGGGUCUGCUCAUGUGGCCAGAUAACCCAAGAGUGCGAAGGCGGUGUUUGGAGAAUGAGGAGCGUCCACCCGAGGGGACGCCUUUUCACCCAGUUAGGAUACUGGGAACAUACUUCACAUUGGAGGAGGCUCGCCAGCGCGCUAAGAUGGCGGAGGAGACCUCUGAUCUCUUCACUCAGGAUUUACUUGGAAGGCAUACUAGGCGACCGGCGUCAAGGCGAACAUUCAGACACUUUACCACUUGGUGA